AUGGGCAAGCCCAAAACCCCGCGCCGGAGUCUCGACUCCUACUCUGUCAAGCACAUCAACAAAACCGUUAAACCCGGCGACUGCGUGAUGAUGCGCCCGGCGGACAACUCCACGUCGUCCUACGUGGCGAAGAUCGAGCGGAUCGAGUCCGAUAGCCGAGGCGCCAACGUGAAGGUGCAUGUGAGGUGGUACUACCGGCCGGAGGAGUCAAUUGGUGGACGCCGGCAGUUCCAUGGCUCCAAGGAAGUGUUUCUCUCCGAUCACCGUGAUAUCCAGAGCGCGGAUUCGAUUGAAGGCAAGUGUACGGUCCACAGCUUCAAGAGCUACGGGAAGCUCGAGUCUGUUGGGGAUGAGGACUUCUUCUGUCGGUUCGAGUAUAAUUCCAUCACCGGAGCCUUCAAUCCCGAUAGAGUCGCCGUGUAUUGUAAAUGCGAGAUGCCAUACAACCCCGAUGACCUAAUGGUGCAGUGUGAAGGCUGCAGCGACUGGUUUCAUCCUGCUUGUAUAGAAAUGACGGCAGAGGAAGCUAAAAGGCUCGACCACUUCUACUGUGAGACCUGCUCAUCCCAAGUCCAAAAGAAGUUGCAGAACUCCCAUGCUACUGAUGCUACUACUGCUGCUACUACCUCACCAAAACAAUCAGAUACGAAGGCGGGACCAAAGAGGCGUCGAAGAUGA
Linum trigynum is the source of this 678-nucleotide messenger RNA. NCBI's taxonomy places the organism in Eukaryota, Viridiplantae, Streptophyta, Magnoliopsida, Malpighiales, Linaceae. The record is from the annotation of a GenBank genome assembly.